AUGGGCACAGCUCGUUACAACGGGAACAGUGCGUUGCCCCGUGCUUGGGAGUUAUUCCGAAUCUGCGGAAUUAUUCCAAAUCUACGACACAGUGCGUUACAACAGGCACAGUGCGUUACAAUGGGCAAAGCGCGUUACAAUGGACACAGUGCGUUGCCCCGCGCUUGGGAGUUAUUCCGAAACUGCGGAAUUAUUCCAAAUCUG
This is a messenger RNA of Mesorhabditis belari, 204 nucleotides long. Lineage: Eukaryota; Metazoa; Nematoda; Chromadorea; Rhabditida; Rhabditidae. The record is from the annotation of a GenBank genome assembly.